Messenger RNA from Apodemus sylvaticus (European woodmouse), 3892 nucleotides. It is a transcript of the gene Pkia, whose product is annotated as cAMP-dependent protein kinase inhibitor alpha. The record is from RefSeq and is a predicted model, not a curated record. NCBI's taxonomy places the organism in Eukaryota, Metazoa, Chordata, Mammalia, Rodentia, Muridae. Gene Ontology annotation, biological process: negative regulation of cAMP-dependent protein kinase activity. Bases 405 to 635 code for a protein of 76 amino acids. Gene Ontology annotation, molecular function: cAMP-dependent protein kinase inhibitor activity. Gene Ontology annotation, cellular component: nucleus; cytoplasm. The transcript is spliced from 5 exons.
AUGCAGCCCGCCUGGAGUAGCCAGCGGCGGCUGCAGCUGCAGGUGGGGCGGGGGCCUCGCGAGCCCAGCAAAGGCGGCCAGGCGGCCAGGCGGGCGGGACUGCAGCCGGGGCAGCCGGGACGCGCCUCUCCGUCAGGAAGCUUCCUGAACACCAAGGCCUGAUGUUCCCAAGAAGAAAUUUCUGGUAGAAAUCUGAAGAACAUUUCUAAGAAAAAAUAAUUCAAUGAAUUGAGAACAAGACAGUUUCCAAUCAGGUGCGGCCACUGUGGUGCCUCUCUCUUUCGCCUUUGGUUCCACUGGAACAGGACCCCAGAUCUCAAACGCUUUCCUCCCAUCAGAGACUGUCCCUGUAAAGAACACUAUUCCUCAAGCUAGAGUCCCUGCUAUGUGGAUAUUUGUUAGCAAUGACUGAUGUGGAAACUACGUAUGCAGAUUUUAUUGCUUCAGGAAGAACAGGUAGAAGAAAUGCAAUACAUGAUAUCCUGGUUUCCUCUGCAAGUGGCAACAGCAAUGAAUUAGCCUUGAAACUAGCAGGUCUUGAUAUCAACAAGACAGAAGGUGAAGAUGAUGGACAGAGAAGCUCCACAGAGCAGAGUGGGGAAGCCCAGGGGGAAGCAGCCAAGUCUGAAAGCUAACACUCCAUUCUGACGGUCAUCAACAUCUGACCAUGUGGCAACUCUCCUGGCCUUGCUCAGGCGUAUUUGUGGCCCUGGGUGAAGUGGAGGGGAAGAAAAUGACUGCGCUGCUGAGCAAGACGCUGUGGGUUGCCCUGUCACAAGUAGAGGUAGAGCCUGUGUCUGCACACAGCCUCUUCCCCAGCUCUGUCAUUAGCAAUGGUUGAGAUCACCUGGCCUGUGCUUGGAUAUCAUUUGUGUAUGGGUCCUUUCACUUGACCGUAUAAGGAAAUGCUUGUAGAGAGUAGCACUGACCUAGCUGAUGAUUCCUGUAGAAUCUGGCCCCUCAUGAUGUCAGAGGAUUUAAUUGUGUCUAAUUGAAAAGGGUUGGUUGAACCCCAGAGUUUCAAAAUCUCUGGCUGGAGUAUUGACUCACAAAAAGAACCAUCCAGAGAGCACAGUUAGCAUUAUGUUCCUGUGUGUGAGUGCUGUGUUAUUUACACCAUUUUGUAUCGUACAGUAUACCUGCUCAGCACUGCCCUUUGAUUGCUUAUGUAAAACAAAAUGAUGUACAUGACUGUGAAUUUUUAUACCACUCAUUUUUUAAAGGGCUGCCUUUUUAAUUUCCCAUAGUGUUGUGGUGUGCACGGGACAGAACAUACUUUUGUAAAACAUGACUUUCCUCUUGAAAACAGCUGAGGGUUAUAUCCAACAGACUCACCGAGCCCACUUUGCUUUAUUAUACAGGCAUGUGAAAAUAUCCAUUAAUGUGAAUAUUGCCUGAGUUCAGUCUUAGUAUCUACACAAAGCAGCGCUCCAUCUGUCAAUAUUGAUUUUGUUUCCAAAUAAGUUCUUUCAACUAAUACUUCAAUUUUUCAUUAUAAGAAUUUUUAAGAAUUGACGAAGUAGACAAAGAAUGCCAAAUAACGCAAAGAACUGGAAAUGUUGUGCUUUGUGGAUCACUUUUCCCACACUGCUGGGUACCACUCUUUAACUCGGGAGGACAGUUUGUGAAGGAAGUGUUCUCCUUGAAACCUGAGGACACCCAUCUAAAAAGUAAAACCCUCGUGCUGUGUUCUCCCAUAUACCCUCUCAGCCCUUUCAUACCCAAAUGUUAUUAUGCACUUUUUAAUGUUUGUAAAAUUUUACUAACAAUUUGUGUGAAUUGCAUUCAGAUAUAAUAAUUAUCACCCAACCACACUUCUACUGAUGCUGUUGGUAGACCAUGUCGUGUUUUGACAUCACGAUUCUUGUAUGGGGAAUUUCUGUGGCCUGGGUAACCCCUCUGGUCAGUAUUACAAAACCAACUAUCUUUGGUAAUAAAUAAGGAUCCAGUUAGAUGCCCAGAGUUCAUCUGGAGCAUCAUAUGGGGCAAAUAACAUAUGAAAGAAAGCCUUCCCAACAGAAGAGCCCCUACAUGUCUUGGAGUGCCGGCAUAGCUACAGUUCCAGGUUAUGUAGGGAAAGGUGUUUCAGCAGGCAGACCUGGGUAUGGUAGAAACUCACCCUGAAUCUGUAGUUACAGACAAGGUAGACAAGGCAGUCUGCCUAUAUCUUCCUAUAGUCUGCUUUCAUUACUGACUGGGGGUUUAUGAAUCACAUUUAGUCCCCAACAGGAUGUUUUCCAGAAAAACAAGCAAUGCUAAGUAGUUUCUGGAUAUAAAACAGUAAAUACAUUCAUUAUGAGAGGCCUUGCUUUGAUCUAACUCAUUGGAGGCUAGCUAAAAUUGAAACAAAUCUACCUAUUGAUAGACUCAAAGCUGUGAACCUAUGGCCUAUUUGAGACAAUCUCUGAUAAUCUAUUUACAACAUCCAACAGUUUCGAUGUCCUUGUUUAACUAUCCUGAUAGCUUUCUUGUGGAUAGGAAGUUCAUUCUUAAAGUUGUGGAAUUCCAAACUGGUUUCACGUGUGUUUUGUAAAGUGUUGAACCAGUGCUGAGCCUCUGUGGAAGGGUUAUAUUAUAUCCCUGUGUGAUAUACUUACUAAUGCAUGUGGUGCCAUGCUUGUCUUUAAAUAUAUAAGUAGUGCUAAAUGAAGAAGUCAUGUGGAGCUUCUGAUUUCGUUUGACCUCUUACUACUACUUUGUGUCCUGUAUUCAAUCCCAGAGGGAUUCUCUGGCUGGGAAGGAAAAAGAGAUCAACAUUCUGAAUUUGUCACAUCACAUAAAUUUUGAUUGGCAAAAGUGCGUAGAAUCUCCUGGUUUUCAUUUAAUACCUAUUAUUUGCAAGUAGAUAAUAAUACAUCGGGAAUGAAUCUGUAAAUACAGAUGAAAGAGUAGGCCAGCCAAGCUAAGGGACUUAUUGAACUAUCCCAACUAAGUCACUUCAGAAGCAAACGCACUGUUCGGAGGGAUUCAGAUCAUCUUCACUUUUCACAAAUCGGGAUGUGAACAUGAAUGAGGACUAAUUUUUGCAAAAUUAAAAAGCUAACUUGGGUCCAUGUUUACCUAUCAACAGAAUUUUGAAUUCACAUGUCAUAAAAUUAAAGCUAAUUACACAGUAUGUUGCUCUGUGUGGAAAACUUUAGAUAUGUGUCAUUCAGCUUCCAUUUCCCAGAGAAGGUGGAUAAGUUUCUAAACGGACAAGCUUUUCUUGGAUUUGCAUACAUGUGUUUAGGAUAAAGACACAUGCACUGGAGCUUACCUUUGUGUUUUUUGUUUUAAUAUUAUAGCUUAUUUUGAGAGUUUACUUCUGACAUGUAAACUGUAAAUUUACAUGCUAUGUUCAUGCUAUUCUGGCUGUUUAUUUAAUUACCUAGAAACAGAACAUUUUCCAUUUUUAACACAUUAACAAUGAAUGAGAAGCUGUUGAAUUUGUUCAGUUUAACUUUUUUUAACUGAGAAUAUUUUAUGUCAAUACAUAUUCAUCCUGAAUUCACAGAAAUGCUUUCUGCUUUGUAACAGAAAUCAUGAUCUUUAUUUUUCAGGAAAUGCUAACAUAGUAACCCACUGUCCACACCCUACCACUGAGUCUUCCUCAAACUUGACAACAAGAAACCAAUGUAGGAAAAAAUGACAUUUUUAUCUCUUCUCAGAGGAAUAAAAAAAAUGUAACUGUUGGGCAGCAAGCUUCUGAAUGAAUCCCACAGUAGUAAGGAAAAAAAUGUGUAGUCAUUAAGGAAGAAACAGUCCAUGAUUGGUGAUGUCUUAGAAGCCCGGAACUGUUCUUUCACUGACUGUGGCAGCCUGGGAAGACAUCUAUGAGCUUCUGUGACUUUUGUAUUUAGCAAUGUUGCAUGCUCCCAUAAUUGAUAUUAAAAGCAGCACUUGUUUUCGGAAA